AUGCUUUUUAUAAUAGCAUUUCUACUUUAAGGCGUUUUUAGUGUACAAUUUACAUUCUCGCUUAAAUAAAAAGAAUUGAAAUGCUUUGGAGAAAAUAUUGGAUAAAAUAGUUUAGUAGUUGGAUCUAUUUAAGGGAAUUCGAGUGAGUAUUCAUUAAAAAUUCAUGUAAUCAUGACAAUAAUAUUAGAUGCCAACUAAGAAGGUUGAUAAUAUACUUUAAUAUACUCAUAGUUAAGAAUUGCAUAAGUUUUCAUUUACAACUAAUAACACAUAAUUGAAUUAUUAAUUUUGCAUUCACAAUUUGGCAAAUGAAUGGACGAGCUAUAAUUUUACAUUGGUUACAGGAAUGGAUGCUUAGGACUUCUCUCUGUUAGCUUAGAAAGAGGAUUUAAAACCUUUAGAAAUUCACUUGAAGAAAUUAAAUGGUUUAGUAAAUGCAGUUGAAGUACAGCACAUGUAUUUAGAUUUAGCUUGAUCAAAAAGAGAUAGAAGAGAGAUAAUCGGAUAGGUUCUAAAAUGUUUCUAAAAUAUCAUAUAAAAUUAUCUUAUUCAGCGUGAUAACCUUACUAUUGAUGAUGUUAACAAAUUUUGUCUAGGCUAGAAAAUUGAAACAAUUUUUCAGAAACAAAAAACUCAUUUGA
Messenger RNA from Paramecium octaurelia, 641 nucleotides. The record is from the annotation of a GenBank genome assembly. NCBI's taxonomy places the organism in Eukaryota, Ciliophora, Oligohymenophorea, Peniculida, Parameciidae.